GUGAUAGGGGGGCGAGUGCUGGUGAGAUCAGUGAUCCAUGCAGCUCUCUCAUGGGCGUUUCGGUCCGCCGCGUGCUUCGUGGCUCUGUAUCGCACCGCAGCACCUGCAGGGCUAACGUAUGUGGAUUUGUCAAAAUAUCGCCCUAGUCAGUCCUUCUGCUGUUUCGCCUGCUGCCCCAAGGAAGAGGCUGGCGCCUUUUGUUUCGCCGGCCUUUGCCUGUCACGGAUAUCCCGGGCUAGUCGCCGCCCAGGCUGGCCACCGAGAGGCGAGAGGCCUGAGGAGCGCCUCUUUUCCAUGUCGGGCGUCCAUAUCGCUAGCACGACGAAAGCAGCUCCGCAACCAACCAGAUGCCCUGAUAAGAAAUCCCGGGCUCCUACUAGCUGAUCCACAUCUCAACCUUGCCAUAUCGCCUAACCGCCCUCCGGUUCUGGUUCCCGUCGAGUCGAAUUCCUCGCUUGCCCUAUCACUGCCGGCCGUUCGAAAGAAGAAGAAGCGCCCGGGCCAAGAAACGCUUCCAUCGGACUUUGCCAAGGUCUCCCGGGGGUUGGACACCACCUCACUUUUUUCCAAGACUAGACGGGCCCACACACCACGACUGGGCCGUCAUCUCCCGUCGUGGCUCCCACGCAGCGGCGCCUCUGAUCCGCGUCUUGUUUGUUUCGCACAAGAACUGCAGCAAGAAAAAAGAAAAGAAAAAGUCAAUAGGUACAGAGCCCGACCUGUUCAAACCGUCCAGGCGGACUCUGUGUCCGGCUGGUAUAUCCGCGUCGAUCUCCUGCGAGGUGGCCAGCAAGCAGCUUGUUUGUUUGUUUGGUCUUUUAUUCUGUGUGCAACACCACUUGACGAGCCGACCUCGAGUGACCUCUCACCUGCAAUCUCCUUGCUCCCAUUGCUUUUGCUUCCAUUUGCUCUGCUCUCCUCGGCCCUCCUGCCACAUCCAUCGCAGGCCCCGGGUCCUGUCCCCUCCUGUCCCCUCCUGUCCCCUCCUCGACCACGGUCCGGGUUGAAACGGUCGACGUCAUCGAUAGCUCGUGGUGGCAGCGGUGCCGCCUCCACUCGGAGCGCCAAGGGAUCCAGUUGGCAGGUUCUGCCUCUUUGAUUGCCGGCUAGCCCUAGCGCCUGAUCCCGGCCCGCCCUGUGUGCCUGGGUUGGCUGGUCUCGAAUUCGAUUCAGGCCAGCGCACAGUAGCAGCGCAGCAGGAGGCAGCUCGAGGUACAAGUACUAGUACAGAUACCAGCUGUACUGCAUAGACCUAGCAGGCGGUGGGGGCCAGACCUGAUUGAUACCAAUUGAUACCCACCGUGCGCCAGCUGCUCCUGCAGUCUGGUAAAGUCAAGCACACAGCAGCACAGCACAGGUGGAGUGGCCGCAGGCGCCUCUCACUUUGCGACCUGCUGCCCUGCAAGGUUUGUGCCAGCCUACGGCCACGGCGAGAUUUGCUACUGCCUGACAGGUACGUACCAUUCCCUGCUUCCCGUAUCCGUCAAUCCCAGCACUACGAGCUCCAUUGUUCCUGCAAGCAAGGCCCAGCGGGCUCCAUCGGGGCUGCUGCCACUUGCACCUCGUACUGUACUGUCCCCUCUGCUCGCCUUUUCCCGUCGUCAUUUUCCUUCCGUCUGACGCUUUCAAUCUUUUGCUCUUCUUCAGUCUGCUACCCCGCCUGUAUUGUCUUGCUUCCUCCCCGUCUUUCGUCACUGUCUUUUUUGUUGUUUGCUGUCGUCGUUGCUGUCGGCUGCUCUUCUUGUUGCUGCUGCCGCUGUCCUCCCUCGCUGCGAACAGACGCCAAUCAUCCCAUAAGUGGGCUUGUCUUUUGCGCCUCUCGCUUGUUCCUGCUUCCUUUUUUUCUUCUUUUAUUUUUUUCUUAUUUCUUUUUCUUUUCUUUCUUUUCUUUUCCAUCCCCUGUCUGUCAUCGCACACAUCUGCGCCCUGGUGCAACGGCCUUGUAUGGUGUUUGGUUUUUGCGACUGCGCGCCUGGGUUGGUCGGUGUUUGUUGACUUUCUGCGUUCCUGGCCUCGCCCAACAAGCUAGCCGAUGCUCUCCAAACGCUCUCGUUCUCGCAUUUUUGCGCCCACAGACGCCAAUUCUCGCCAAUUGGCCGGGCACGACCUCGAGUUGACUCCCGCAGCGUUCGAAAAGGCGCACGAGUCCCGGGGGUCCAAGGACAGGGCCAAGCCGGCCAUGGCGCCUCUGUUCAACGCCCUCAAGAGCCUGCGCCGCGCCUCCAGGCAGAGCUUCCGCGCCCCAGAGUCGUCCGAGUCUUCGAGUGACGCCGACGCCGCUAGCAACGGCACGGCUCCCACCAGCGGCUCCAUCACCCCGCCCUCCAUCUCGGCCCAGUCCGACCCGGCCAUCAACCUCAAGUUCGUCAGCGGUGACGUCGAUGGCCCUUACCCCGUCGCCGCCCGCCCGCCCCUGAGCGGCCACGGCUCCGGCACCAACCUGAACCGCUAUAGUAUGUUCGGUCCGGGUGGCAUGUCGCCGCCAGCGCCGCGCCCGCCACGGGGCAAGUAUGCUCCUCGGCUCACAAACCUCGAGGACAGGGUGUUUGUCCACCAAAAAAUCUUGGCAUUACGGGGUGAGGUGGGCGAACCAGGAAAGCUGGUCGACGGCACGGUGACCAUCCACUACCAGAACAACCAGAUGCCCUCAAUUGACUUCCCCGUCUGCGCCUCCAGCUUCAAGGCGCUGGUUCCUCUGAUCCCCGGCACCAACCGGCUUCGAAUAGACUAUGCCGGCCCCAAGCACACCCGGCCCGAGCAACAAAACUCCUCCUGGAUCACUGUUAACUACGUGCCGACGACCAACUCCCCACCCCUUCAGCUUGCCAUCCUGGUUGCCAAGGACUCCCCGAGGACCUUCGACUCGAUUCCCAGCCGGAUCGACCGCGAGGGCAACGGGCUCGACACCGCCAUCCGCAAGUUCAGGAUGGCUGCCUACCUGUGGCAGGCCUUUACCGGCGAGCAGAUGGCCCGCCACGCCCGGGAGGAGAAGAUGCGGAUCGACUCGCCGCGUACUGCCGGUGGCGUCAUAGAACACAGGUCGUUUCGGUUCGAGGAGGAGUGGACGUUUGGGACGUCCAACGCCCGGGACCGAGAAAACGGCACGAUGCGCUCCGAGGCCCGUGUCCACAUCAUCGAGAUGGACAAGACGGUCGCCGAGAUCCGGGACGCCGACAUUGCCCAGCAGAACGACAAAGCGAGCAGUAGGGACGGGCUUUUCGGGAUUGCCAUGGACGCGGUCAAUCACUACUUCAAGGCGCAAGAGGGCCAGAAGACGUACGUGGCCGCGCUGAUCCUGGACUCGCACUGGGACACCACGGCCCAGCUGAUCACGGGCCACGCUGCGCUGGGAGGCGGCGAUGGGCAGACAAAUGUGGCACUGUUCGGAUCGCACAGCCUGUGGAGCUACCCGACAUGUCUGGAGGAGGUUGAGGCGUGCUUUACCGACUGCAACCCGACCGACUUGAAGCUCGUGGCCAACGACUGCCGCGAGGCCGGGAGCAGCUGGGAGGCGUGCAACAUCGGCAUCGGCGCACAUCUGCAUGAGGUCGGCCACCUAUUUGGCCUGCCGCACCGUCCAUCCGGCGUAAUGGCCAGGGACUACGUGCGGCUCCACCGGAGUUUCGUCAGCCGCGAGGCCUUUUGCACCAGGACCAAGGAGAAGGGCGGUCCCGUAGCAGACAAGGAGGAGUGUCAGUGGACGUGGCUUGACUACCUGGCCCUGCGUGUGCACCCUUGCUUCCAGGUCUCGAUCGACAAUAUGGCAACGGACCCGAGCGUCGUAGCCUGGCCCACGGACCCGGACUCCAUCAUGAUCACUUCACAGGCCGGCAUUUCGCAUGUCGAGCUGUACCUCAACGGCGAGGAGGAUUGCUGUGAGACGAUCACGUACGACCGCGACGUGCGCUCAACCAUGCUGCGCGAAAAGGAGCUCCGCUACAGGCUGCCGUCUGGCAAGCGCAGCGUGCCCUUUAGGCUCGUGGCGAGGUCCUACGGCGGCGGCGUCUUUGAGACGGCCGACUUUGGCAAGCUGGCGUCUGUUGACUCGAGCUUCAAGGUCGACGGGCGGACCAUCUGGCGGAGCACCAAGCUGGGGCUCUCGAAUCUCGAUGACUCGGCCGAUGAGCAGGUCGUCUUUACGACAGCGCGCAAGCAGACCGACGAGAACAAGGGCAGGAUCCUGCGCCGCUUCGUCGUCUACCACGGCCAGUACCUGAACGGAAUCGAGUUUGUCUAUGACGACGAGUCGCGGCAGCUCUUUGGAAACAAGGGCGGCAAGCCCGGCGGCGACUCUUUUGACCUGAACAUUCUCCGUGGCGAGCAGCUGGCAGGCUUCAAGGUGAAGUCGGGCCACUGGAUCAACGCCAUCCAGAUCCUGACGGACCAAAACAGGAGAUCCCCCUGGUUCGGCGUGCCCUCCAACACGGGGGUUAGCUUAUCACACCUGGUGCCUCCAAAGGGGUUCCAAAUCUGCGGUGUUUCCGGCAGCUGCGGCCCUGACACAUGGGUGGACGGCUUCUCUAUCCUCUACCGCCGUGGGUGAUUUGGAUGCAAUCACCCUCUCGACUUGACACAAAGUAACCAUGUCUCCAACUACAGCGCACAACAUAAAACUUUGGACACCAUACACGCGCGCAGCAGAUGGACGGACCUUGAAUCGGAGCUGCUGCGCCAUAUACCAGGCAUCGGCCUUGGGCUUGCGAGCCCCUUAUUGUGCCACCGAUACUUCUCCUUGUCUUCCCAGGGUCAUAUGGGUCGACACUUCCACACCUCGUUUUCUUUGGACGUUCCUUGUUACUUAUUCUUUUGUUACCGGGGCCUCACCGUACAUAUUAGGGUUGGCUUGAUACCCAUUCUUGGCCAUUGCAUCUUUUUUCUUUGUUCUCCCACAUAAACCUCCACGCACCGACGUGGGUCGCUCACCGGCGCAACGAUCACCACCUUAAUCAACACACCCUCACACAAGCUGCGGGUGUCGGCGGCCGCCUUCACCACUGACGCAGUGCUGAUGGAAUCUGUUCAUAUCGCCAUCGCCUUUUCUGGCAGGACUAAUAACUUGGGUUGAGCUGGGCUAGCUGUCGAAGCAGGAUAUUGCACUGGCGCUUCUUGUGUUUUUGAACCCGUCAGUUGGAACAAGCGCAGACGGUUUGAUGGAUAGGGCGCUGCGGUGUCAGAGUUAUUGGUAUCUUUUUUUUCUUCUUCGUUUCUGUUUCCUGUUCCUCCCAUGCUUUACUGGGUUGGGGAAAAUACGGCAUCGAUUUGGCACACGCAAGCAAAGCAUUGGGUUUCGGGUUUCUGGUGUUAGUUUUUCUUCCAUUACUACUAGUGUCGGUCUCGUGUCGAAGAACACACCCUGCAGCAUACGACAAGCAUAUGAUUUCUCUUUAAUUGCCUCGCUCGUCUCUAAUGUCUCAAGUCUCGUUGCAGUGUUCGUAAGGUAGUUGAUUCCAGUUGCC
Gaeumannomyces tritici R3-111a-1 is the source of this 5456-nucleotide messenger RNA. Its product is annotated as metallopeptidase. Gene Ontology annotation, cellular component: cytoplasm. NCBI's taxonomy places the organism in Eukaryota, Fungi, Ascomycota, Sordariomycetes, Magnaporthales, Magnaporthaceae. Bases 2033 to 4543 code for a protein of 836 amino acids. The transcript has 4 exons. The record is from RefSeq and is a predicted model, not a curated record.